Messenger RNA from Danaus chrysippus (African queen), 3519 nucleotides. The record is from the annotation of a GenBank genome assembly. NCBI's taxonomy places the organism in Eukaryota, Metazoa, Arthropoda, Insecta, Lepidoptera, Nymphalidae.
AUGGGUAAUACAAAUUCGGGGCAAGGACAUUCACGUCAUCACAACAAGAGUAGGAAGUCGAGGAGUUUGCCAACUUCGCCAGAAGUGAGAAGACAAGUCUCUGUUCUGCAGACGUCGAUUCCUCUGCCGGCGUCUGCGGCGGCGGUGAGACGCGCUCCACCCGACAAACGACCUCUGCCAGCGACCCCUGUACACGGAAAGAGUGGGCUCUCAGCGAGCUCAAGUCGGUCAACAAGUCCUCUUGGUCAAGGAGCAGUAAGUUUUAUACCUAGGGCGCCUGCAUCUUCUUCUGGUUCUAGACCUAAUUCGUCGUUGCUUGCACCCGGUAGCAAAAUUCCUUCGACCUUAACCCAACCUCAACAUUCUCAAAACACAAGUCAUCAAAAUGGUGCUCCAAAUAAACAGUCCAUGCUAGAUAAGUUAAAACUCUUUAACAAAGACAAAGUUAGUAGUGAAAAACAAAGCAGUAAAAGCACUGCGGUUUCAAAACGUACAAGUUCAUCAAGUGGAUUCUCAUCAGCCAAAAGUGAGCGAUCAGAUUCUAGUUUGAGUCUUAACGAAUCUGCAAAUGCUACAAACACACAUAUCAAAUCAUCUAGUUUGAUAGGACCUAAAAGUGUCAGACCACACAAUGAUACAUUAACAAAAGAUAGAUCGGGUAAAAACGUGAAAUCUAAAUUAGUAAAUUCGAAGAUUGUGAAGGAAUCAUCGACAAACUUAAAUAAAUCAAAUAUAAAAUCAAGUAAUGAAAAGUCAAGAAAUAGUCCAAAAUUACCUGCGCGUGACAAAGAAUCGAGGUUGGCUGCUCCAAAGUCGGUUAGUAAUACAAAACUAAAUCAAAUAGAGGACCAUUCAAAAAGUCCAAAGUCGAGACUGGAGUCAAAAAUGGUGAAAUUGUCUGGGAGUCAAAUGAAACUCUCUGAACGGACUGAGAAUAGUGACGUUAAAACUUAUGAGAAUACUAAGAAUCAUUCUCAUCAAAUACAACCACCUUCACCGACUAAUGCUUCCCAAGUGCCUCUUCAAAAUCAGACAGGUAUUCCUAAACCUACUGCAGCAGUAAAAGGGACGACAAAAAUAUCAAAAGAUGAAAAACAUGGUAUCCAUAAAAGUGCAAAUAGUCAAUUAAGUCCUAUUCAAAGUAAUUCUAGCUUAAACUCUACCAACAAUGUCAGUGCUCUUCCGUUCUCUAGAGAACAGUCGAAUCUGAGUAAGGAAGUAAAUCAGAAACAAACUCUCGCCGUCUCUCCUAUGCCUGUUAUAAACAGUGGCAGUCAAAAUCCACCAUCCCAAAUGUCUGAGAGUUCGCAUUCAAAUUCAACACAUAGUACCACUGGCCAGCAAUCUAACUCUAGUGAUGGCAGUGUCAUAUACCGCCCAUCAAGUGAAUCAGGAUCUGAAAUUUCAAAAGGAAGCAAUUUAGUGUGUAACAAAAGACUAGAUAUGAAUACAACAUAUAUCAAUGACGUUAUAAAUGAAGCAGAAAUAUCAGAAAAAGAAGCUGCACAAAAACGAACUGCUGAUAAGCCUAGUCCCAAGCCAAUGUUUGAUGCUAAUAAAACUCUUACGGAAUAUGAAAAGAACGAUAGUCGUUCUAGUACCCCAUCUCACUGUAGGGAUAACUCCCUGGGAGAAGAUGAAAACCCCUUAAUGAAUGUUCUACCGAUGAGGCCUUUGCUCAGGGGAUAUAAUAGUCAUUUAACUUUACCAAUGAGAACAACUGGGUUGGCGCAAAAAAAUAUACCUGGAUAUCCUCAUCAUGCAAAUACUGUCAAAGCUAAUUUUGGUAGGGAUAAUAUGGCAUUGCGUGAGCGAAUAAAUUAUGGCCCUGGAUUUUCUAACCCCGACUAUUGUGACCUUGAUAUUGCCUCUGGUUACAUGUCCGACGGGGAUUGUCUGAGGCGAAUAAAUGUAAAUGAAAUGGACUGUGAACGUAAUAAUGAUAUUAUGGAUGGAUAUAUGUCAGAAGGUGGAGCGUCUUUAUACGGCCGGAGAAUGAAUUAUCAACAAUCAUCACAGUUCCAGCAACUUGAUGAGAGACGUGGUCGUAGAGGCAUGGAAGGCGGAAGCGGUGUGGUGUACCGAGUGGUAGGCCGUAAUCGCAGUAAGGCUGACUGCGGCCAACAAACCGAACGACAACCGCCAGCCCCAAGACAAGAUACCACCUGGAAGAAAUAUACUGACUCCCCUGGUGUUGGAACUCCACCUUCGAACCAACCAACACCGGCACCACCAAGUCCAUCUCAUGGAAGGAAAGGCGAACGACGUGCUGGACACCAUUCGCCACAACAUCACAAGAGAGAAAAGCUCACUGCUGCCCAACAGUUGGGAAUCGCACCACAUCCUCAAUAUCCAGCUCCAAGCCAAUCAAGUCAACAUUCGUCAAGAAGUGGAGGGUCCCAGUUACAGUCACCUAGUGGUUCAUCGCGCCCAUCCAGUGGGAAUGGCAGUUGUUCCAACAAAGCAAAAGUCCCACAGAACUUUGGUUACGUCAAGAGACAGAACGGCCAGCCACCUCCACCACCUCCAAAUGGACCUCCACAACAUACACACGGUGGAAGAACAGCUCAAGUAUCAGCAGUGCCCAGAACAAAAGUUAAAGUAUCUGGCGGAACACAAACAUGUACUCAAGACCUUCAAAUACACAAGAACGGCAUAGGUCCGAAGUCCUUCUCACUGCAAGGAACAGCGGCUGCACAGCUAUCUGCAUCAGUUCGUGAGAGACUCCUCGGCUCACAGUCACUACCAAAGCCGGGGACACAUGAAUUCGCCGCCCUCUUCCAUCAUCACAGGCCGUCACCGAGGGGAGGUAUGAAGAUCAGCGAUGGCAGUCUCUCCGACACACAAACGUACUCCGAAGUGAAAUCCGACUACGGCAUACCGUACGCUCCAUGGUUGAGACAUAGUAAUACAUACACAAGCGGAAGGCUGUCUGAAGGCGAGUCUAUGGAGUCGUUAACGUCGCUGCACUCCGCGCAACACACACAAUCCCCUAACUCACGCAGCUCACUCACACAUAACAAGCUCAUCAUGCAUCGAGACGCACAGAGUACGAGAUUGAACAGGAGCAACAGCAUCAGCUACCUCAGAGAUAGGACGUUCCCAAGGUCAACGAAGUCCGAGAAACUGUACCCGUCAAUGCUUCAAAGGUCGUCUGAGAGUGACUAUGAACCGUACUACUGUUUACCAGUUCAAUAUGGACCGAGUGGACAAGGUAUAAGUUACGGCGUGUCUGAGCCGCCUUCACCAUCCCCGCGUUCAGCUCUGAGUCCAACACACGCGCCUGCCAUCCACACGCCGAGACACUCGCACCAUUAUCCUAAGAAAAAUGACGACGUUCACGGUUCAACGGCAUCUCUGGUAUCAACCGCGUCAUCACUAGCGGCCGGUGCGGGAUCAGACGAAAGACAUAAUCAUGAGGUUCGAAAGUUACGGAGAGAGCUGGCCGACGCGAAGGAAAAGGUGCACACCCUGACGACGCAGCUGACCACCAAUGUAAGUACUUUCUAUUACUUAUGA